Messenger RNA from Lolium perenne, 948 nucleotides. NCBI's taxonomy places the organism in Eukaryota, Viridiplantae, Streptophyta, Magnoliopsida, Poales, Poaceae. The record is from RefSeq and is a predicted model, not a curated record.
UCUAUGAACCAAACGAAUCAAAUCCGACGAGCGAGCGUGCCAGGGUCUGCGCCGGCUGGCCGGCCGCCAUGCUCACGCUCGUCCCGUGGCCGGCCGAGCGACGGCGAGCCCCCAUGGCAGGGGAGACAGCGGAGCUCCUCAACGCGUGGUACCGGGGCCGGCGGGGACCCCCAAAAUGGAGCCAUGGUGGUGCUCGGCAGCGGCCGCGGCUGGUGCGACGAGGAAGAGAUGGUGCUCGCUUGCCUCGAGCUGCUUUUGCCGGCGUCCACCCGAAGCUGCUACCGGCGACUUCCGGUGACACCUCCGAAAGCUGAUGUUCGUGAGCUCCUGCCGCCGGCCACCUCUUCAAUAUGCUGCUCCCGGCUACAUCCCCAACUAGCUACUGUCGGCAAACAAACAUUUCCUAGGCAUCUUGGUGUACUACACAAAGGCAAGACGAUGGGAGCCCUGUUCAGUCAAUUUUGUGCCAUGGAUUGUGGGUGUCGCUCAAGGGAAAUAGGGAAAAUAAUGAUGGAAAAGGAGGGGAGUUCAGGGGAGAGGAAUGUGUUACAUGGAUCGUGGAUUCGGGAUUCCCUUCAUGGUCGCCCAUCAUGGCUGCGGCACUCGUUGACCGGCUGUUGGCGCCGGCGGCAAUCCUGCUCAGAUCCUCUGUUUAUGGUGCCCCUGUCUCUCGGACGUUGUACAUGGAACGACUUAUGCCCACGACUGAUUUGGUUGAUCGGUUAACUGGGUGUGGAUUUGAUCUGUUUGGUUGAUGGAUUCAUUCCAGUCACGUGAGUUUCAGCCAUAUGGGUACAUGUACUGUAUUACCCAACGUAUUCUGGAGUAAAAAAAGUUAAAAGAUCUGUAAAGGGAGGAAUAUGGCAAAUUAUAAAGAAAUUGGUGUAAUGUGUGGCAAAUAGUAAAAGCCCAAGUAAUGUGUGGCAAAUUAUAGAGGUUCUAAGAGCA